Hevea brasiliensis (rubber tree) is the source of this 1227-nucleotide messenger RNA. RefSeq names its product E3 ubiquitin-protein ligase RSL1. NCBI's taxonomy places the organism in Eukaryota, Viridiplantae, Streptophyta, Magnoliopsida, Malpighiales, Euphorbiaceae. The transcript is spliced from 2 exons. The coding region runs from base 128 to 1000 and encodes 290 amino acids. Gene Ontology annotation, cellular component: ubiquitin ligase complex; cytoplasm. The record is from RefSeq and is a predicted model, not a curated record. Gene Ontology annotation, biological process: protein polyubiquitination; positive regulation of proteasomal ubiquitin-dependent protein catabolic process; ubiquitin-dependent protein catabolic process. Gene Ontology annotation, molecular function: zinc ion binding; ubiquitin protein ligase activity; ubiquitin conjugating enzyme binding.
AUUUCCCUUUUUCAAAAAAAAAAAAAGGACUAUAAAGAUGAUAAUCACCGUGGGUUUGGUUCGAUUUCAGAGUCGUUAAGGAGAGAACUCUAGCUAGCCUAUCAUUUUCAAUUGUACAUUCGGAAUCAUGGCAAAAGAAAACGUUUCUGCUCUCAAUUUUGCGGAUGAUUUCUACCUUUCUUUGCUCUUCGAUGAUGAAGAACAACAGGAAGUCGUCUUUCCGUUUUCCGACGCCAAAUACGCCGAGGAGCUGCAGUUCCAGGAGGCUCUAAUAGGUUCUGUGAUCAAUUUUCACAUGAAGAAGAAUAACCCAUCAUCGGUUUUGAUGAUUGAAGCACCUCCCAGGCAAAAUCUCCUGGAAGUUGGUCAGUGGUCCCUCAGGUUCAGCCAGAUUUGUGCGGAAAUGAAACAUAGUGAUCAAAUGUUCGAAACUGAGAGAUGUGUUCACUCUUAUUGCUCCGACUGUAUAAGCAAACAUGUGGCUGCAAAGAUUCACGAUAGCGUUACAAUCAUUACUUGUCCAGGAUUGAAUUGCAAGGCUGUGCUUGAACUGGACACUUGCAGAGCUAAGCUCUCCAAGGGAGUGAUUGAUCGUUGGGAGGAAUCGCUCUGUGAGGAGCUAAUCAGUGCAUCGCAGAGGUUUUACUGCCCAUUUAAGGAUUGUUCAGCCAUGUUGGUGGCCGACAAUGAAGGAGAAGCCAUUAGGGAAGCUGAGUGCCCCUUCUGCCACAGAUUGUUCUGUGCUCGUUGUUAUGUCCCUUGGCAUUCUGGGGUAGAGUGUGAGGUGUUUCAGAGUCUGAAUGAGGAUGAAAGAGGAAGAGAAGAUCUGAUGUUUAUAGAAAUUGCUAAGGAUAAGAAAUGGAGUAGAUGUCCCCAUUGCAAAUUCUACGUGGAAAGAACAGAUGGCUGCCCACAUAUGAUUUGCAGGUGUAAGUUCGAGUUUUGCUAUGGCUGUGGAUCGGAAUGGACACAAAGUCAUGGUGGUUGCCAGAGAAACUAGCUUGGCUGGAGAAAGCGUGAGAGUGGUAUGCAUUUACAAUGUUAUAUAGGUACAAUAAAACUCUAGGAAGUUGCUGAAGUUGUGCGUGAAGAAAGUAGUGAAGGAGAUAAUGGCAUUUGAAUAGGUAGAAAAGCAAAAUGCACUAAUCUAUGGCCCUAUCAUGGUCCCUUUAUUUUAAGUGACAACUGUUUGCUUACUAUUUGAUGCAGUUGAUUUUCACAUAUUUA